AGCGUUUUGUUUCUUUGUGAGUAGGAAGAGAGGGGUGAUGAUGAUAUGUUCUUCUUCUUCUUCCUUUCUCCUUUCUUCUGGCCCCCUUAUAUUUCCCCCUUCCUCUUGUGGGUUCCAAGCUGCUUUCAAUGCAAUUCCCCUUCUUCCUCUCUCUCUCUCUCUCUAUCUCCUCCUUCUCUCUUCUUCUUCUUCUGAAGAACCAGUAUCAUGAUCUAGCUUAGCUUAGCUAGUACCAGUAGUACUGUUGCUGCAAACAAAAAACAAAUAAAGCUGCUCAAUUGAGAAAAGGCUGCUUCCAUCAAAGCAAGCAAAGCAAAGAAACCCCUUUCUUUCCCCCUUUUCCCUCUCUUCCUUCUUUCCACAACAAAAGCUGCAGCUCAUCGACCGAAAGGAAGCAAGCAAGCAAGAGGAAGCACCACCAAGCAACAAGAAAAGAAAGCAAAGAAGAUCAUCAUCCAUCAGCAGCACAAGCAAAACCCAAAUCGAAACCCCGAUCUCCUUUCUCUCUCUUGGUUUCCAAUUCCAUGAUUACUCUCGAAGAAGGAGAAGAAGAAGCCCACACCACCACAGUAACUCUACCAUCAUCAUCAUCACCACCACCAUCAAAGAAGCAAAAAAAUUAAAAGAGAUUGGAAUCGCUUUUUCCAACCAGCUAGCCAUACCCAAGUAGUAGUAAUUAGUACUGUUCCAUACAAAAAUCACCAUGUUCCCCAACUUAUCAUCCUCCCCUCCCUCCUCCUUAGAAACCGAAACCGCCGCCGCCUCCCCCAGCAACAAGCGGAAGCGCCGCCCCGCCGGCACUCCAGAUCCAGAUGCGGAGGUGGUGUCGCUGUCGCCGCGGACGCUGAUGGAGUCGGACAGGUACGUGUGCGAGAUCUGCAACCAAGGUUUCCAGCGGGACCAGAACCUGCAGAUGCACCGCAGGCGCCACAAGGUCCCCUGGAAGCUGCUCAAGAGAGAAACCCCCGUGGUGAAGAAGCGUGUGUUCGUCUGCCCGGAGCCCAGCUGCCUGCACCACGACCCCUGCCACGCCCUCGGCGACCUCGUCGGGAUCAAGAAGCACUUUCGCAGGAAGCACAGCAACACCAAGCAGUGGGUCUGCGACAAGUGCUCCAAGGGCUACGCCGUCCAGUCCGACUACAAGGCCCACCUCAAGACCUGCGGCACCCGCGGCCACUCCUGCGACUGCGGCCGCGUCUUCUCCAGGGUGGAGAGUUUCAUAGAGCACCAAGACGCUUGCAGCAUGGGCCGGCAGCAACAUUCCCCACCCGACCUGCACCAACACCAACACCAUCAACAGCAGCAACACCAGACUGCAUGUCUGUCUCGAACCGCGUCGAGUCCGAGCCCGUCCAACGAGACCGCGCCGUGGCCCAUGAUCGCCCCGACGCGUCCAUCACAGCAGCAACAACAACAACUAGCACUGGAACAACAACUUACCCCUCCUCCUCCACCACCGGCACCACCAGGUCAUCAACAUCACCACCGCGGACGGGGGCUGAUGUUGUUGAGCAGUACUACUACUACUAGUACUGCUACAACAACAACUACAACAAUUGGUGCCCCGACAACUCCAACUUCUCACUCCUUCCACAACCUCGACCUCCAGCUGUCCUCCCCCUCGUCCUCCGCCCCCGCCGCUGCUGCAACCACGCAGCUGCAGCUGUCGGUAGGGUCGUCUUCCUGUCCGGCGGGGAGGAGGGAGGUAAAGGAGGAGAUCAUGAGGGCGGCGAUGGCGGAGAAGGCAUACGCGGAGGAGGUGAGGAAGGAGGCGAAGCGGCAGAUCCAGCUGGCGGAAGAGGAGUUCGCCAAUGCCAAGCGGAUACGGCAGCGGGCACAGGCCGAGCUGGACAAGGCCGAGGCGCUCAAGGAGCACGCCGUGAAGCAGAUGAGCUCCGCCGUCCUCCACCUCACCUGCGCCACUUGUAGGAACAAGUUUGCGGCCGCGGUGGCGCCGCCGGAUGAGAACUCGUUGGUGGUGAGUUACGUGUCGUCGGGGGUCACGGACCACGGUGAGGUCGAGAAAGGGAGGUCGGAGGGGUGAUCAUACAUAAUUUGGUGAUUAUAUUAUGAUGAUUAAAUUAACAUCGUUUUUAAUAAUGAGUGGACCAGUGGAUUAAUUUCUAUAGAUUCUCUGGUUUCAUUAUAGAUGAUAAUAUUUGGGAGGCUUUUGAUCAGUUAACAUGUUAGAUUCUUUGUUUCUUUGUUGGGGAGCAUUGGGUUUGCUGGUUUUAUUAUGUGAUUAGUUAUCUUUUGGGGGUGGGGAGUGAGAUUAUGAGAGUUUAUUUUUGUUGUAAUUUUAUUUUUUACUGUGUAUGUGUGGUGAUAUUUAUUUGUUCAUUUAGUUAUGGUGUUGGUGGGUGAUGGAAAUUCUUGAAAUUUGAUCAAAAAUAAAAUAAAAAAUAAGAAAAAGAGCAAUUAUUAAGGUUGUUUUGUAACAACUGUGUUCCUGUGAU
Messenger RNA from Linum tenue, 2456 nucleotides. The record is from the annotation of a GenBank genome assembly. Lineage: Eukaryota; Viridiplantae; Streptophyta; Magnoliopsida; Malpighiales; Linaceae.